GCAGGACCCCGACAGUCUUCGUUACAAGUACAACUUCAUCGCUGACGUGGUGGAGAAGAUUGCCCCGGCCGUGGUUCAUAUUGAACUGUACCGCAAGAUGAUAUUCUCCAAGCGGGAGGUGGCGGUCGCCAGCGGCUCCGGGUUCGUUGUGUCAGAGGACGGACUCAUCGUCACUAACGCCCACGUCGUGGCCAACAAGCACAGAGUAAAGGUGGAGCUGAAGAGCGGAGCCACAUUUGACGCAAAGAUUAAAGACAUUGACGAGAAGGCCGACAUCGCUCUGAUCAAGAUCAAUGCACCGAUGAAGCUGCCGGUGCUGCUGCUCGGCCGGUCGUCGGACCUGCGUCCCGGCGAGUUUGUGGUCGCCAUCGGCAGCCCCUUCUCCCUGCAGAACACCGUCACCACAGGCAUCGUCAGCACCACCCAGAGGGGAGGCAAGGAGCUGGGCCUUCGAAACUCUGACAUGGAUUACAUCCAGACCGACGCCAUCAUCAAUUACGGCAACUCAGGAGGACCACUAGUGAAUCUGGACGGAGAGGUGAUUGGCAUCAACACUCUGAAGGUCACAGCUGGAAUCUCCUUCGCCAUCCCCUCAGUUAAGAUCAGGCAGUUUCUGGCAGAGUCACAUGACAGACAGGCCAAAGGUAAAACAUCCCCGAAGAAGAAAUUCAUUGGCGUUAAAAUGAUGAGUCUCACUCCAGCGUUGGCCAGCGAGCUGAAGGAGAGGCAGUCAGACUUCCCAGACGUAACCUCCGGGGCGUACGUCAUCGAGGUCAUCAGCAGGACUCCGGCGGAGGCUGCUGGCCUGCAGGAGAGUGAUGUCAUCAUCAGCAUCAACGGCGAGCGAGUCACCUCGGCCAGCGAUGUCAGCGGCGCCAUAAAGAGGGAGGACACGCUGCGAACGGUAGUGAGGCGAGGCAACGAGGACGUCAUGCUCACCAUCAUCCCCGAGGAGAUCGAGCCUUGACCUCACAGCCGACUGAACAAACAAACAGCUCCACAGCUCGGCACACCUCCAGCUGGUUCGCAGAGGUUUUCAACCAAUCAGGAACAUUUUGAAAAACCAAGCAACCUGUCAGGGCCACACCUACUGUGUAAAAGAACUUGUAGUUAUUAGUACGACUACUCCUCUUCAAAGAUCCGACCCUGGAAAGUGAACGUGCUUCUCAACUUGGUUUUACUUUUUCCUCUAAUCCUCCAUCUUUUUUAUUCUACUAACACAAUCUGUGACGACAAAGCAGUUACUGCAGGUUUCCGUAGUUUUGUUGUGAAUGUUCUUGAGGGAAUAUUUUUUAAUAGUAUUGUUGUUUCUAUGUGUUUGUUGACAAUUUUUCAGAAAAGGGAAUAAAUAAAUUUUUUUAAGGUGUUGUCUUCAUUAACAGCGUUGGUGGGAUGAGUGUCAGUCGAACUGCAC
Paralichthys olivaceus (Japanese flounder) is the source of this 1414-nucleotide messenger RNA. The record is from RefSeq and is a predicted model, not a curated record. NCBI's taxonomy places the organism in Eukaryota, Metazoa, Chordata, Actinopteri, Pleuronectiformes, Paralichthyidae.